Molecule: messenger RNA, 735 nt
Organism: Meloidogyne enterolobii
Lineage: Eukaryota; Metazoa; Nematoda; Chromadorea; Rhabditida; Meloidogynidae
Source: the annotation of a GenBank genome assembly
AUGAACUUUCUUGCCCACGCCGUAAUCAAUGGACUCAUUUUGCAAUGCUGUACCUUUGAAGGCCUUCGCUUCUCCCAAGAAGUAGGCUCGACAAGUAUUGGCCCAGGAGAAGCAAUUACUGGAGGAGAGGUUGUAAGGGGCGGAAGGCAAAUUUCUUUCGAUGUGAUUGCUAAUGUUCGAAAAAUUGUUAAGCAUGGAGAGGGGCCGGAAGGAAGCAAGAUGUCUUAUGAGGUUACUGUACGCCGAAUGAAUUGUUUGCCUGAUCCACCCGAGACAGAAGUUGAAUUUGAUUUGGAUGUUGCCAGUGAAGUUAGCAAGAUAUUGGUUGGGGCUGGUAAUAAAGAAAUCACAGACAAAUUGAAUGAAGGAAAGAAACAACAACAAAUCUCUCCCAAAUUUAGAAACGAAAAACAAAAACAAAAAAUUGAAAAAUUGCCAGAAAUAAAUGGAGGGGAAGAUAGGAAGUUUUUAGCCCCAAACAACGUCCAUCCGCGUAUAAUGGCUCCAUCUUCUCGAAAUUUGCAACAAUUUAUUGGUCAAAAUUCGGGGAAUAAUAUUGAGGAAUUGCCUCCAUCUCAACAACAAUUUCAAAAUUUAAAUAAUCAACAACAAUUUGUUGAACAACAAGGAUUUCAGCAACAGCAACAACAAUUCCCUCCUUCUCAACAAUUUCCUUCUCAAUUUGUUUCGGAAGGUCAAAGAGUAGGAGAACAAGUAUUUCAAGUAAGACAUUAA